Messenger RNA from Hippocampus zosterae (dwarf seahorse), 4292 nucleotides. RefSeq names its product immunoglobulin-like and fibronectin type III domain-containing protein 1. Gene Ontology annotation, molecular function: protein binding. The transcript is spliced from 26 exons. The record is from RefSeq and is a predicted model, not a curated record. NCBI's taxonomy places the organism in Eukaryota, Metazoa, Chordata, Actinopteri, Syngnathiformes, Syngnathidae. The coding region runs from base 146 to 4117 and encodes 1323 amino acids.
AAGCUUCUCCUUGACAAACUCACUUGGCACCGGCUUGCAAAGUUGUUUCCCCAAAGGAUUUAAUUUCCAGGAAGACAAUUUUGCAUCAUAUCUUUCAACUCAACCCAGUGUCAGGAUCAAGUGGUUUUGGACCAAUCUUAGCAAAAUGUGGAAGCGUUCAAAGGGCUCAGGACGCAAAGUCUGUUUCUCCCUCGUCCACCAGUAUAUUCAACAUUUCAACGAGAAAGCCGGCAACAAAUCAGCUGCAAUCCGGAGAAGAUCUAAAAUUCCCGGGGUGGUGAUCACACAGAAUACAGUGAGCAUACCAGAGGGGAAAAGUGUCCCAGAUUUCAAAUGUAAACUAAACCCAGUCAAUGUCCAAGAAGGGAAAUCGGCUGUUUUCAAGGCUUUGGUAAUAGGAGAGCCUAAACCUGAAGUGACAUGGAAGAGAGUAAGAGGCAGCAUUUUAGACAAGGAGAAAUAUCAGAUGAAAUACGAUGACUCAACUGGGGCGUACUUAUUGGAGAUUCGUGCAGUAACGUGUGCAGAUGCAGACACAUACAAAUGCAUUGCAGUGAAUGAAUACGGAAAAGCUAUUUGCUCUGUAGCACUAAAUUUGACAGACGUUGUAACCGAUCCAUCAGAUUUCAGAAAAUUGUUGAGAAAGACCAACACAAAUAUUUUCGAGGAAAACCAGACAGAGAAAGUCAACGAAAGAAACGAGAGAUACCGGGACACGUUGCAGAGGGACUAUGAGACACUAGGGACAAAAGACAUGCACUUGAUGGACAUGAAAAUGGAGGAUAAGAGGCAGCAAAUGUUGAAAUAUCAGCAUGGAACGAGUCCUCCUGAUGAAGAUUUGGUGAGGAAAAAUGGACUUAUAGGUGGCAGAUGUGCAAAGGAUGCUGAAAACUUUACACUUCCCCAGCUAGACUUUGCAGUCAAACUUCAAGAGGCAAUAACGGAAGAAAAAGACACUGCGCUGUUUGAAUGCGUCCUGACCCAACCGUUGCCUAAAAUCACCUGGAUGAGCAAAGGCACUGUGCUGGAAGACAGUGAAAAAUAUCAAAUCAGUGUGUCGGAGCACCAAAUGAUCCACAGGUUGCUGAUCACAGACUGUUCGGACCAAGACAAAGGUGUCUAUUCAGCUGUGGCGGGAAGUGCCACAAGCAAUGCAGCAUUAGAUGUAGAAGCUGACCUUGAAGCAGCUGGCAAGAAGAAAACCGGAGGAGCAGGAAUAGACCUCGAGGAAGUGGUCAAGCAGCAGCAAAUCAAAAACCAAGAAGAAAUGGAGAAGAUUUUGGAAGCCGUCAAAGAAAAACAUGAUGCAGGGGAGUUAACAGAGCAGAAGACAUUAUCGACUUCAAGAAAAGAGGGACAAAUCAUUUCCUUGACUGAACCCGUCAAAUACAGUGGGAGUGACAUGCAUGAUUCAAACAAUAAUUGCAACAAAGCAAUGCUCAAUGGCCUCUCGCCAUCUCCGCAGCAGAUGAUAGAUGAUGUCUUUGGAACAGAUGAACCGGAGGAGACCAAGGAUGGUGAUGGAAGAAACAAGCUGGAAGAAGAAACGGAGCAUGCAGUACAAGAGUCCGGAGACACGUGUGAUGAGCAGUUAAAUGAAAGCAAUACGAAGCUCACACCAAAGAAGAAAAAAUAUGAAAGUUUUUUUAAUGAAGACAGCGAGGCUGAAGAAUUGAUUGGCCUUGCCACACAACCGAGGCGUAAAAGAAUUGGCCCACUGAUAGAAGAUGCCACCAUUGAUCCAGGGGUUCAGUUCAUCUGGGGAUUGUCGGACAUCAACGCCAUCAUCUGUGAAAAUGCAGAGCUAACUUGUAAACUCAGCAAGGAAGACUGCGAGGGAGUCUGGUUCCGGGAUGGUGAAAAGAUAAUUACUGGUGACACUUUUAUAAUAUCUAAAGAGGGUGCAAUUCAUAAGUUGCUCAUUAUGAACUGCCAGGAGGAGCACUCUGGGAAAUACCGCUUUGAGGCUGACAAUCGCAAGACAGAGGCAGUGGUCAACGUCAAAGAUCCACCGAGAUUCGAGCCAGAAGACCUCAAUGCAUUCACAGAGCCCUUAAGAAUUAAAGUAGGGCACAAUGCAGUCUUUAAACUCAAUUUUCUUGGCUUCGAGCCCAUUAAGAUCAAGUGGUACAGAGAAGGAGAGGAGCUCCAUGAUGACGCCAGCAGCACCAGGAUAGAUAAAUUGGCCAAUCACACCCGCCUGCUGCUGAGCAGGUGCCAGAGGAGGGACUCAGGAGAGAUCAAGAUCAGGCUCAAAAAUGAGCAUGGCACCGCUGAGGCGAUAACACAGCUCAUUGUGCUUGACAAACCCACUACCCCAUUGGGGCCCGCAGAGAUAACACUUAGUUCAGCUACGUGCAUUGAAUUUAAGUGGAGGCCUCCAAAGGAUGACGGCGGCUCGCCUGUGAUGAAUUACGUCAUGGAACGACAACAGAUUGGCAGAAACACUUGGAAGAAAUUAGGGGAGAUUCCGGGUGUGCCGUUCUACCGCGACACAGAUGUGGACCGUGGACGCAAAUAUUGUUACAGAAUCCGAGCUUUGACCUCAGAGGGUGUGAGCGAAGUGAUGGAGACUGAAGACCUACAGGCUGGCAUACUGGCGUUCCCCAGUGCGCCUGCACCUCCAAAAGUGGUCAGUGCUUUUGACGACUGCAUCAACCUUUCUUGGACUGCACCAAGUAACACGGGAGGCUCACAAAUUAUUGGCUACAUGGUGGAAAAACGCAAAAAAGGAAGCAAUCUCUGGACUGGGGUCAAUGCUUCAAUGGAGCCAAUAAAAGAGAAGAAAUGUGCAGUGAAAGAUGUUGUGGCAGGUAUGGAAUAUGAAUUCAGAGUUUUGGCUGUGAACCUUUCUGGACCUGGGGAAUUUAGCAACCCUUGUGACUUUGUCUUUGCCCGGGAUCCCAAAAAGCCCCCUGGGAAAGUUAUUUGUUUAAAAGUGACAGAAACUUCUUACAACCACUUUGUCUUGACCUGGACCAAACCUAAAGACAAACCUGACAUAGAGGAUGAAGCUAAGGGAUAUUUUGUGGAGAUAAGGAAUGCGCAAUCCCUAGAAUGGUCACGAAGCUUCACCAUCACCACCACCUACACUGUAAAAGGCCUGAAGGCAAUGGAUAUGUACUGGGUCAGAGUCAUUGCAACCAAUGAUGGAGGAGAGGGCCAAAUGGAGGAGCUGUCCAAUUAUGUCCUUGCCAUGCCACCCCUUGUGAGACCAAAGUUCACAAAUAAAAAGAUGAAAACAUUUGUGGUGGUGAGGGCAGGAAACACCGUCAGGGUGACCAUAAACUUUGAGGCUUCCCCACCACCGGACAUCAUGUGGCUCAAGGACAACGGGCCUGUGCCAAAGCGAGUCACAGUGAGUAACUCAGAUGGAGCUUCACAGAUGUUGAUCCCUUCGUCAGAGCGCUCUGAUUCUGGCAUCUACUCCAUUUUGGUGAGAAAUUUGGCAGGACAGGAGACUUUCAGUACAGAAGUCAGGGUCACAGAUGAUCCGAAGCCUCCUGGACCAGUAGAAAUAGAGGAAAAUGUGCCAGGAACAGUGCAAGUGACUUGGCAACCUUCUCCUGAUGAGAAGCUUGAUGACCGACUGCAUUACACAAUUUCCAAACUGGACUCGACCAAACACACGUGGACCACAGUGGCCGACAGACUCUUCAAUAACAAGUUCACUGUUUGCAAUAUCAUGCCCGGGAGGGAAUACCAUUUUCGGGUCUAUGCCAAGAACGACAUGGGUGUGUCCACACCUUCUGAGUCACCCACCUGGGCGGUGGGGAGAAAGAAAGAAAAGCUUUCACUGACAUUACCGAAUCGCGAAGAACGUGACCUGCGAUGUGCUCCGGAUUUCAUCGUACCACUGAAGCUACAUGCAGCACCAAAAGGCUAUGAAUGCUACAUGAGCUGCGCUGUCACAGGGAACCCCAAACCUCGGAUCACGUGGUACCGAGAUCACAUCAACCUGAACACAAACACCAACUAUUACAUCUCCAACACCUGUGGAGUUUGCUCCAUGUUGAUCCUCAGUGUUGGCUCUCAAGAUGUGGGCAAGUACACUGUCACAGCAGAGAACGCCCUGGGCCGAUCCGAAUGUUCCACCAUGCUCAGUGUCAGAGAGUGAAGAAUCUGACACCAACCAGGGUUGUGCUUCUUCCCCCCCCCCCCCCCCCCCGUUUCUUUUUUUUUUAGGUCGCUCAGAUGCUUUUGUUGUUGUGCUGCUUGGAUUUUCUCCAUCAGUUGCAUGACAUAAUCUGUUGGUUUGUUACAAAAACUGAAAUAAAUGAUUUCUUUGUCGA